Messenger RNA from Microthlaspi erraticum, 468 nucleotides. Lineage: Eukaryota; Viridiplantae; Streptophyta; Magnoliopsida; Brassicales; Brassicaceae. The record is from the annotation of a GenBank genome assembly.
AUGAAGAUAUCUCAUUUCCAGCCUUUGCUUCUUCUUCUCCUCGCAUCAUCACUCUUCUUCUUACCCGCAUUACGCGCUGUCGGUUUUGAAUACUGCAACAAAAGUGGAUACGCUUUCGGUACCGUGUCUCGUGUGGAGAUCUCUCCGAACCCGAUUGAGCCUGCCGACUACGAGCUAAGCAUUACAGUCUUUGGUUAUGCAAGCAAAAGCAUCGAUGUUGGAUCUAUAGAGGUGUACGCUAAAUCUGAGAACAUUACAGACAUUUUAAGACGCUCUCCAAUCUCCCCUAUUAAAGCUGGCACCAACUUUGAAUUUCCUCUUUCCGAAGUUCCUAAGGAUAUACUUGAGGGUGAGUACAAGUAUGUCGUAGCUUUGCUUGAUGAUAAUGUGGGAGACCCUGAAAAGCCGGUACUGUGUGUCGACUUUGAUUUACCUACUUCAGCGCUCACAUUGGUCUCUUCUGCUUAG